ACAUGAUCCAAACCAGCAAAAACCUUCAAAAAUCUUUCCCCUUUCUUCUUCUUCAACUUCAAUGGCGAUUUCUCUCCGAUUCACUCCACCGUCACCAUUUUCACCACAACAUCCUUACAACUUCCACUCUACUGAAUUCCCACACAAUCCGUUGCCAUUCCGUCAACAUUCACGGCGAAUCACGCCCAAAGCGUUAACGGAAUGGAGAGAGUACGAACAAGCGGUUAAGGAUAAAGAUCUGGGUAAAGCUCUUCGAUUUCUGCAGGAUAUUAAUGAUUUGCAAAGUGAAUUGGUGGAGUUGCAGAGAGAUUGGGAGGUGUUGGACACGUGCUUGAAUGCUGAUGAUAUGAGACUUGUUGCUUCUGCUUAUGUGUUUUUGAAGGAUAAAGGGUUCUUGAAUCAGUACGGAAAGUAUCGCAGUAUUGUUCUUGAGGGACCAAGAGAUGUUACUCCAACUGUUUUGAAGUCUGCAACUGGUUUAGAAGUUUCCAAACUUUCACCAAAGAAAUUUGGUCUUUCUACAAGCUCUAGUAUCGUCCUCGUUGCAUUUUUCGCCGGAUUAUCAUAUCUUGUUGACCAUGGAGUUGACCUCAGACCGCAGCUGGCAGCAGUUUUGGGUCUAUCUAUGGUGGAUUCCAUAUUUCUCGGUGGCUCAUGUUUAGCCCAAAUAUCAAGUUAUUGGCCUCCAUACAAGCGGCGUAUUCUUGUUCACGAAGCAGGGCAUCUUCUUGUUGCUUAUCUUAUGGGAUGCCCCAUUCGAGGAGUAAUUUUAGAUCCAAUUGUUGCGAUGCAGAUGGGGAUUCAAGGGCAGGCAGGAACACAGUUUUGGGAUGAGAACCUUCAAAACGAGCUUGCUGAGGGCCGACUGACUGGUGUUGCCUUUGACAGAUACUGCAUGGUGCUAUUUGGCGGAAUAGCAGCAGAAGCUCUUGUUUACGGUGAAGCCGAGGGUGGAGAAAACGAUGAAAACUUAUUUCGGAGCAUUUGUUUGCUUUUGGAACCACCAUUAUCCGUUGCUCAGAUGUCGAAUCAAGCAAGGUGGUCGGUUUUACAGUCGUAUAAUCUGUUGAAAUGGCAUAAAAACGCUCAUAGAGCUGCGGUUAAAGCUUUAGAAAAUGGCGGUAGUCUGAGUGUAGUUAUAAGAAGCAUUGAAGAAGCAAUGGCUUCAUACAUAUGAUUUUUUAUGGUAUUGAUUUGUGUCAUAGAAAAAGGUAUUAGUAUCUAGUCUUUAACAUAUUUGUAAAUAAUCCAACACCCAAGUGGGUGGAUCAUAGAUCACUUUAACUGUAUAUACUCGAUAUGUUCGAAGGGAAACCGUUUACGUUGUUAAUAAAUUCAAUACGUAAAAUGUUCGACGGGAA
Helianthus annuus (common sunflower) is the source of this 1361-nucleotide messenger RNA. RefSeq lists its product as uncharacterized. The transcript is spliced from 7 exons. Bases 62 to 1177 code for a protein of 371 amino acids. The record is from RefSeq and is a predicted model, not a curated record. Gene Ontology annotation, biological process: proteolysis. Gene Ontology annotation, molecular function: ATP binding; ATP-dependent peptidase activity; metalloendopeptidase activity. NCBI's taxonomy places the organism in Eukaryota, Viridiplantae, Streptophyta, Magnoliopsida, Asterales, Asteraceae.